AUGAGUGAAAUUCACGUGUUGUGCAUUCUUGUCUUCGGUAUCAGCUUAUGGGUUAUAGCCUCGCCAACAACAGUCAUACAAACUGUGAGAAUGUUUGGAAAUUCUACUUUUAGUGAAAUCGUGUCGGAUUCUGUCUCCGUCCAAGUAGGAAUAACUGGAGCUGUUAUCGGUGGAUUCAUUUUCUUCAUAUCAGCCAUGGGAUUCUAUGGUGCUGUCACGGGAUCGCAUUUCUUGUUAUUCAUGUAUGCAACGCUGGUACUUCUUCUAAUGCUGCUGGAGUGCGCUCUUGUUUACUAUUUCUCAUCGAACGUCAAAGAGAAAGGACUUCAUGCAUAUGAUAAACUAUCAAACCAUAUAAUACGCAUCGCCUUCCAUUGCUGUGAUCGUAAUAACACAUCAUCUGAAAGCAUACCCUGGUCCUGCUGUGACGUUACUGACUCAGCAGCUUGUACCGUAGAGAAUAAAAAUAAAAAGGACUGCAAACAAGAAUUUUCUUUGUGGUGGGAUGAAUAUCAAACAUUGGUAUACUUAUCCCUGACUGUCGUACACGUAAUAUUGUCGUCCUGCUCACUCCUACGCCGUUCAUAUAGCGCGUCCCGCUCGCACACCUAGCAAUCCCAGCGCCGAUCUGGCGCGUCAACUCCUAAAAGGCUUUCUCGUGGUAACCGUGUUUCACCCAGCAUCGAAGCGACGCCUGAAGAUGUACUAAUGGUAGUACUGGGCAGAGGAAGACUAGGGUGGAUUGAAAAAUCGUAAUAUUUAUAAUCGUAAUAAUUUAGAAAUUAGAUAUAAGAACUUUUUUACAUUUUUUACGAAAAAAUAAU
Messenger RNA from Melitaea cinxia (Glanville fritillary), 824 nucleotides. RefSeq lists its product as uncharacterized. The coding region runs from base 1 to 612 and encodes 203 amino acids. NCBI's taxonomy places the organism in Eukaryota, Metazoa, Arthropoda, Insecta, Lepidoptera, Nymphalidae. The record is from RefSeq and is a predicted model, not a curated record. Gene Ontology annotation, cellular component: membrane. The transcript is spliced from 8 exons.